Molecule: messenger RNA, 1728 nt
Organism: Olea europaea var. sylvestris
Lineage: Eukaryota; Viridiplantae; Streptophyta; Magnoliopsida; Lamiales; Oleaceae
Product: protein FAR1-RELATED SEQUENCE 5-like
Exons: 9
Coding region: 1-1728 (575 amino acids)
Biological process (GO): regulation of DNA-templated transcription
Source: RefSeq, a predicted model, not a curated record
AUGGAUAUAAUUAAGUUAUAUGAAGGAAAUAAUAUGGAAGGUGGCAUUGAUGAUUUUUUGUUGGAAACCGAAGAUGAGAUCGUUGCAGAGAAUAGGAACGUAGUGGAAGAUCAAAUGUUAGGAGGUGAUGGUGUCGUUGUGCCUAAGGUGGGAAUGAUAUUUAGCAGUCGAAGGCCAAGUACUGCUACCGAAUCUCUAAGGCCACAACCAACAAUUCAAAUCGAUUGUAAGGCUAGGAUAAGUGCAUCUUCAUAUGAUCAUGGCUCUUGGAGAAUUAAUGUAGUCCACCUUGACCACAAUCAUGGAACAAGCCCAUCGAAAUCUAGGUUGUUUCGAUGCAAUAGAGAAUUCAGUGCACAUGUGAAGUGGAGGCUUGAAGUGAACGAUGUGGCAGGAAUUUCGUUGCACAAAAGUUAUAACUUCACAGUUGUUGAGGUAGGCGAAUAUGAAAAUAUGACUUGUGUAGAAAAAGAUUGUCGGAACUAUAUCGAACAAAUGAGACGGUUGAGACUCGGAGAAGGAGAUGCCGCCGCAAUACAAGCGUAUUUCUCAAAUAUGCAAGUACAGUGCUCAAGGUUUUAUUUUAGUACUGAUUUGGAUGAUGAAUCACGGUUGAGGAAUAUAUUUUGGACAGAUAAUAGGUGUAGACAGGCAUACAAGGAAUUCGGCGAUGUGGUCACGUUUGAUACAACCUAUCUCACAAAUAAGUAUGAUAUGCCUUUUGCUCCUUUCGUUGGCAUCAAUCACCAUGGACAAUCAACACUGCUCGGUUGUGAUUUGCUUUCGAAUGAGGAUACAAAUAAUUUUGUGUGGCUAUUCAGGACAUGGUUUCAGUGCAUGCACGGUGUAGCUCCCCAUGGAAUAAUCACUGAUAAGGAUAGAGCUAUGCAAAAUGCAAUUCAAAUUGUUUUUUCCAAAUACAAACCAUAUGUGGUGUUUAUGGCACAUUUUGAAGAAGUUGCCAGAGAAGUUUGGUUCGUUGAAGAGUUUGAAGAAGGUUGGAUCACAAUGAUCAAUAAGUUUGAAUUGCAUGAAAAUGAUUGGUUAUCUGGACUAUACGAGAACAUAAAGCAUUGGUAUGUGGAACAAUAUGAGCGAGCACUACGAAAUAAGGUUGAAAAGGAAUUUCAAGCUGAUUUCAAAUCAUAUUCACAAAUGCUAUCAUGCGUAAGUAUGUUUGAAAUGGAGAAACAAUUUCAAUCUGUUUACACCAUCUCAAAAUUCAAGGAGGUUCAAGAGGAGUUUGUAGGGAAGAUGUAUUGCGACCUCAUAUCUACUUCAGAAAAUAGUUUUGGGACAAUGGGUAUAAUUUGUAGGCAUGCGAUAUCGGUGUUGAUUCGUAAUUGCAUCACAUCAAUACCGGAGAGGUACAUACUGAGACGAUGGAGAAGAGAUUAUGUGUCAUCUUUUGCUGGGUUGGCAGACCUUGCUGCUGAUGACGACGGGCAGACUCGUGCCAUAAUGGAGUGGAUCGAAUCACAGCGUACGAUUCUUACGUUGACACGGACGAGUACAACUAGUAAUGUCCUCGCACAUCGUACGGAACCUCUUCAUAAUGUAUAUCAUAGUCUUGAGAAGAUUCUGAAGUUCAGAGAGGAGUUUGUGAAAGACGGGCAGUCGGCUUUUUUGGUGGUUAAUAAAUUGUCUGUGUCUGAGAAUCAGCAGGACAAUAACACUAGAUUAAGUUUUUCUCUGCAUAGAAACUCAAAAGUCACAGGCACAUUUUGA